CUCUUACAACAGCACUCAUGGCAAGCUCAAAGCGCGGUGCAUUCAUAGUCAUUGAGGGACUAGAUAAAUCAGGAAAGACUACCCAAGCCUCUAUCCUUCACGACCGUCUUCAGGAUCAGCGAGAUGCAGGGGCUACAGCACCAAAGGUAGUCAAGCUACACUUCCCCGACCGUACGACAGCCAUCGGCAAGAUGAUCGAAGCGUACCUCCAUUCCGAGUCUGAGCUAGAUGACCGCGCUAUUCACCUGCUCUUCUCUGCUAACCGCUGGGAACUUGCAUCUACGAUUUCAGCUCAUCUUGCACAAGGGACGACCGUCCUCGCUGAUCGAUAUUCGUUCUCUGGUAUCGCAUAUUCAGUUCGUAAGGGACUACCGUACGAAUGGUGUCGUGCUCCUGAGGUCGGACUGCCUGCGCCAGACCUUACACUAUUCCUCAAUAUCAGUCCAGAGGUCGCAGCUACGAGGGGUGGGUAUGGACUAGAGAGGUACGAGAAAGAAGAAGUGCAGAAAGGCGUGAGGCAGGUAUUCGAUCAGAUUGGGCGAGCGGUGCAGGAACACGGCGAAAAGGGCGAGGGUAAGUGGGUGGAGAUUGAUGCAGGGAAAACAAAGGAAGAAGUUGCGGAAGAUGUUUGGAAUGCGGUGGAACCGCUUGCCAGCGGCGUUCAAGGAUCUAUCAGUGGGUUAUGGGAAUAAAUAACUCUUUAAUCCCAGAUACGCGAGGUGGAAGCUGAGCGCACUGCGUUGUAAAAUAGUCGAGAGCAAAUAUUACAUGCCAACAUCUGACAGUACACAGCUCUGCAUUGUGAAAUCUGAAACACAACAACGUUGUGGUGUGAGGGCACG
Molecule: messenger RNA, 842 nt
Organism: Suillus subalutaceus
Lineage: Eukaryota; Fungi; Basidiomycota; Agaricomycetes; Boletales; Suillaceae
Product: thymidylate kinase-domain-containing protein
Exons: 3
Coding region: 18-692 (224 amino acids)
Biological process (GO): dUDP biosynthetic process; dTDP biosynthetic process; dTTP biosynthetic process
Cellular component (GO): nucleus; cytoplasm; cytosol
Molecular function (GO): ATP binding; dTMP kinase activity
Source: RefSeq, a predicted model, not a curated record